UUGUUCCAUUCAAAAGUUUCUGACGUGAAUAUUAAGUUUUAAGCAGUAAUAAAGUUUUAAUUUUAAACUAUAAUCAUGUUAUCAAACAAAAACAAAAAAAUAAGAAAUAAAAUGAAACUAUUUAAAGAAAUAAUAUCAAGUGAAUGCAUCGAACAAGUAAAACAAAUUGAGUCUGGUAAAAUUAAAGAGGUUAUUUUUGUUGAUCAUGCCAUCGAUCCAAAAUGUUUUUUACCGGUUGAACCUAUCGCUAAAUUCUUUUUUAAGUUUUCAGAGGGCAUUUUGAAUCAGUAUGCUUCCGAUUUCAACUAUUUUGAUAACACUAAGUUUGCUGUUGAUCUUUUUUUAAGGCAUGGAAAAUGUCAGCAAGAAACAGAUGAAUAUUUUGCAAAUCUCAAAAGAAUUUAUACUACUUUUUCUGUCACUACACCUGAGCCGUUGCUUGACACUACAAAUGCUUUUAAUGAUGUUCAAGAUCCUAAACAGUUGAAACCAUUAAAUACUAUUUUUGAAAAGGAUAAAACAGUAUAUAAAAAUGCACUGAAAUGUGUCUUUUUGCCGCUUUUACACAAUGUGGAUAAUCAUUCCAAAACUUCACCUGUUCCACUAAUAAGGCUGAGGGGACCUUUACAAAUCAAGAAAGAUUGCAUCUAUUGGAAAAAUAGUGAUACCACUAUGGCUGCACUUCAAAUAGCAUUUCAAGUAAGUCUCUCUCUUGAGAACAGAAUACGCCUGGAAUUAAGCAAUUCAUAUAAAGACUGCUCUUCAUCUCAGAUACGAGUUGAGGACAUAUAUAAUCAGAUUCAAGAUUUAAAAUCCAAUUCCAACAUGUUUUAUAAUUAUGAUGACCCAUAUUAUGAAGAUUGGAAGCAAACAGAGUUGAAGCAUCUUAAUGAAUUACUUAGCAAGUUACCGGUCUUUAAUUUUGUGCCAUCAGCUGAAAAGUCUUCAAAUACUACAGAUUAUCAUGAGCAAUUUGAAAUUUUGAUUAAAAAAAUUCUAAAGUACGAUUUGUAUUCAAUAGAAAGAAAUAGUAAAAAAGGUGAAAGUAUACCUAUUGUUCCAACUAGUAAAUCUCUGAAAGUUUUAAAAGAGUUUGGUGUAAGAUUUGGGGUUGGACAAGUUUUUAGGAAAAUAUCAACUUUAUCUACUAUGGUUAUGCAUUGUUUUGAAUACACUGAUUACUAUUUGAAUUGCUUGAAAUAUUGUCUAAUAGAUACAAUAAAAUUCCUGGAAAACAGAGAUAAAUGUUGGUUUUUAAAAGAGAAUAAAAUGAUGGAGCAUACGUUGGAAACUUUGCAUCAAAAAUUGGAAUAUUGUUUUGAAAAACUUUUUGAUCUCUAUAAUCAACAAAAUUUAUCAAAAAAAGGUGUUAGUAUACUCAUUGAACUUUUAGAGCAUACAAUUAAUGCCAAGUCCUACUUUAGUAAUCAAAAACAAAAGUGCGAUGUAGAAAGCUUGCUUGCAAAGUACCUGAAGGUUGCUGCAGAGAAAUACUAUAACACAGUGAAAAUGCAAUUUGAAUCUCUUAAGUCUCAAGUUUUGUUUUAUCUCUUGAAGGAAACAAAAUUUUGCUUCAAAGACUUUCAAGAAAUCUUUGCAACAGAAAAUUUGGAUAGAUUUCCAAACUUGCAUCCAGUCAUUGCAAAUACUUUAUAUAAUUGCUUAAUGAGAGAUGCUCAACCAUUUUUUCAAGAUAUUCUUUUUACAAAAAUAGUGGAUCAAGAUAUAUUGCAUUUGAUUUACUGUUUUAUAAAGUUGGACGAGGAAUGGACUUAUUAUAUCAAUAGAAGUACGCAAGUCUGGCAAAAUUCAUUUGAGGAGUUGCUAUCUGGUAUUUUAAAAAGUGUUUCUUCCAAAAUUCAAUCGUUAAUUAUGUUAUCUUUAAAAAAAGACAAUUUUUGCAUUCUUCAAUUUACUGAAAUAAAAAGAUCUGAAGAGGUAGCAUCUGAACCAGGAACAAUCAUAAAGCCCUUCGACCACAAUUUAAAUUUUUUGCCCAUACCCUCUGCAGAAAAUGUUAUUGCAGCUCAAGAACCAAAAGUUAUAUUAAUGAACAAAACAACUGAAAAUGAUAGUUGCUACAUGAGUCCUAAAUCAAGUAUUGAAAACUACUAUGAUACAAUUUAUUCAUCAUUAGACAAUUUAGAUAGUAAACUAGAUCAGUUGGAAGAGAUCAGUAUAAGUUCUUUAUAUGCAUCAAAAGGCCCAUGUACGGAAGAAGAACAAUCUGGCUCGUUGGAUUCCAAAUUUUUAAAAAACUUUUAUGAAAACCGAUAUUUUGAUUCAGAUAUAAAUAAAGCUUUGGUUACUUCUAAACUGGUAGAUUCUAUUAAUACAUCUGCACAGCAAAGUUCUAUGGUUACAUCUACACAAGAAGGUGUUAUAGUUGCACUUAAAAAUAAUGAGAAAAUAGUUAAAAAAAGAAACUUAAGAAUAUAUGAAAAUGAUUUACUUAUGGUAACCAGUUCUCUAUCGGAUUUAUUACACGUCUGCUUUGAAAUAACUGUUUUUGUGAAGACUUUUUUUUCAGUUCGCUCACCUAACCAUUUAUUCUUUCAGCGUAAUGAUAUAGUACUAAAACAAAAUUAUCUUAAUCUUGGAUCUUUAUUGAAAGUAUAUUCCUCAAGUUUGCUUCUUUUUGAUAUUUGUGGUAUUCAAAUUCUUAUGGAAGAAAAUCAAAGAAUUCUCAGGAACCAUAUUGAAACAGAGUUUUGGACAGAUCUUGUUGAAUUGAAAACAUGUGUUGGAUGUAGACAUUGUAUUGGUAUCAAAGAUCAAUUCUCAAAUUGUCAUGGAAUAUUUGACAGCUGCAUUGUUUUACAAAAACUUUUGGAGGAAUCUGAAUUAAAAAUUGAACCAGUUACAAAACAAAUGUGUUAUAGAAUCAACAAUGUAUACAGUCUUUUAUGUGUUCUUCCUAUAAUACAAAAUGAGUUUUCUAAUUCAUUCAAUAUUUCUUCAAAUGUUAUGCAAGCUAAAGAAUAUGAUGAAUAUUUUAUGAAAUAUUGUUUUGAAGCUCCAUGCAAAACACCACUUGAUUAUUCAAUUAUUAUGUGUCCAGAGUUAAUGGAUUGUAAAAAACACUUAAAACGUGUUUUAAAAGUACAAAUAAUGUUGCUUGUUUCAAGAGUAGAAGAAAUGUUCCUCUGUUUGUUUAAUGAGAGUUUAAAUUGUUCAAAAGAGUCAAUUAAUGAAAAAACUUUCUUACAUUUUUUAUCUGAUCAAAUAAAUCUCUUAAAGCACAGUAUGUAUGCUGUAUGUUUGCAAAAGUUUGUGCGAGAGUUUUUUAACCGAAUUUACGAGCUGUUUCACAAAACUUUAAACAAAAAACUGUUAGCAACAACAAAAGUUACCAAAGAAAAAAUUAUUAAUCUUGAAAAUAUGUUAAAUGAAAUUCAAAAAAUACUUAAACUUGAUAGUGAAAUAUGUAUUUGGGACCGCAAGGCUUGGGACCAAGAGCUCAUCAUUAUGUUCCGUUUUAAACUUUUAUCGAAAUCAAAAAAUGAGUUGUACAACAUGUUUCAUACAUUGUGCCAUCCUACUGGAAAUCUUUUAGCUGUUUUAAUGAAUUCUCUGAUAACCUUUGAAGAAGUGAUUUUAAAGUUAAGAUAUUUGCUACCUGAAACCUUUUAUGGGCAUGAAUUGAUUGACAAAGUGCAUUCAAAUAUGAAAUGGUACAAUGUUAUAAUUGAGUGUUUGAAAAGAAAGAAAUCAGUUGAUAAAAACAUCGGACAAUUUUUGUUAAUGGAUCAAAUCAUCGUUACAGUGCAAUCUGAACCAUUUCGCAUGGCCUCAGUCAAAACUAAAUUAAAAAGUAACGACUAUGAAUCAUCUCUUAGUCGAUUCGGAUCUUCCGAAACUUUCUUGAGUGCAGAUCUUCCAAAAGUUAAUUGUCCCCCAAGAUUUACAGAUGCGUCUGUUUACAAAUUCAUCUCGGCUAACGAUGAAUCUUUUAGUGAAAUAUAUUUUAAUGGUAUCUUAUAUCGUAUAGCUCGAAAACAAAAGUUUAGGAUUGAUGUAUUUUCAAACGAUAUUAUAAAACUUUUUAUCAACCAUUACAACUAUAAAGAAGACAAAGAUCUGAAAAUCUUCUUCGACGAUUUUUUCAUUCCAAUUCCGAAUCCAACUCCUAAAGAUUGCGAGUGCUUUCACUUUUUACGCAAUUCUUAAUUGUUAAACUUUAUAAAAGAGAUCUUAUUAUAAUAUAAAGCAAUGCCGUCAUGCAUGGUUGAACCAUUGACUAAGUAUAAGUAGUGCAAAUAUUAAUCUUUACAACAUAGAGAACUGUAUUAUAUUCUUACGAUAAGUUUAUUGUUUUAAAAUCUCAAACUAUAGUAUUAUGAUAAACCA
Molecule: messenger RNA, 4350 nt
Organism: Hydra vulgaris (swiftwater hydra)
Lineage: Eukaryota; Metazoa; Cnidaria; Hydrozoa; Anthoathecata; Hydridae
Source: RefSeq, a predicted model, not a curated record